AUGGCAUCAAAACAUGGACCAAGGUCAAAAAAAUUCGGUUCAAGAGCUGCUAAUUCUCCUGCAUCUUCGACUACAUCGUCUUCAAAACAAUAUUUGGAAACAUCUAUUGAAGGUCAGAGCUCUCCUGCAUCUUCUUCAGCUCGAAGUAAGCCACAGUACUUGUACUCAGAAAGUGUACCGCAAGAUGUGGGCAGAUCAAAAGAAAAUGUCACAGUGACGGUCCGCUUUCGUCCACUCAGCCCAAGGGAAAUUCGCCAAGGAGAAGAAAUUGCAUGGUAUGCAGAUGGAGACACUAUUGUGCGGAAUGAGCAUAAUCCAUCAAUAGCUUAUGCAUACGAUAGGGUGUUUGGCCCUACCACCACAACACGCCACGUCUAUGAUGUUGCUGCUCAGCAUGUUAUUAGUGGUGCUAUGGAAGGUGUCAAUGGUACAAUUUUUGCAUAUGGGGUGACCAGCAGCGGAAAGACUCACACUAUGCAUGGUGAUCAGAGGUCGCCUGGAAUUAUACCACUGGCUGUGAAGGAUGCUUUUAGCAUCAUCCAGGAGACUCCAAAUCGAGAGUUUCUUCUUCGUGUGUCAUACUUGGAGAUUUAUAAUGAGGUUGUUAAUGACUUGUUGAAUCCAGCAGGACAGAAUUUACGAAUUAGAGAGGAUGCCCAGGGCACCUUUGUUGAAGGAACAAAGGAAGAAGUUGUACUAUCCCCAGCUCACGCCCUUUCACUUAUAGCAGCUGGAGAAGAGCACAGGCAUGUUGGAUCGACAAAUUUCAAUUUACUCAGUAGCCGGAGCCACACGAUAUUUACACUGACAAUAGAGAGUAGCCCAUGUGGGGAAAAUAGUGAAGGCGAAGCUGUAAGUCUGUCACAAUUGAACCUCAUCGAUCUGGCAGGUUCUGAGAGCUCGAAAGCUGAAACUACUGGUGUCAGGCGAAAAGAAGGAUCCUAUAUAAAUAAAAGUCUGCUAACUCUAGGAACUGUUAUAUCAAAGUUGACAGAUGCGAGGGCUACUCAUAUACCAUACAGGGAUUCUAAAUUAACCAGACUUCUUCAAUCUUCGCUAAGUGGUCAUGGGCGUGUAUCUCUCAUCUGCAAUGUUACUCCUUCAUCAAGCAGUUCAGAAGAGACACAUAAUACGUUGAAAUUUGCACACCGAGCAAAACACAUUGAAAUUCAAGCAGCACAAAACAAGAUUAUUGAUGAGAAGUCACUUAUUAAGAAAUAUCAAAAUGAGAUACGUAGUUUGAAGGAAGAGUUAGAACAGUUGAAGAGGGGUAUCGUUACAAUUCCUCAACUAAAAGAUGCUGGGGAAGAUGAUAUUCUGCUCCUUAAACAAAAGUUAGAAGAUGGUAAAUUCAAACUGCAAUCAAGAUUGGAACAAGAAGAAGAAGCCAAAGCUGCUUUAUUGGGAAGAAUCCAAAGGCUGACAAAGUUGAUUUUGGUCUCGACAAAAGCAACACAAUCAUCAAGGUUUCCGCAUCGACCUGGUCUUAGAAGAAGACAUUCCUUUGGUGAAGAGGAGCUUGCAUACCUACCAUACAAAAGGCGGGACUUGAUUUUAGAUGAUGAAAGUAUUGACUUGUUUGUUCCUCCUCUUGAGGGGAGUACUGAAACUACUGAAGAUACACUGAAGGGGGAGAAGAAGACUCGGAAGCAUGGACUGUUAAACUGGUUAAAGCUACGGAAACGUGAUAGUGGUGCGGGGACCUUGACAAGCACCAGCGAUAGAUCCAGUGGAAUUAAAUCUACUAGUACACCAUCAACACCUCAAGCAGAAAGUGGUAAUUUUCACGCAGAAUCCAGACUUUCACAUUCUCUACUGACAGAGAGUUCUCCAUCUGCUGAUCUUUUGUCCGAGGCUAGAGAGGAUAGAGAAGUUGGUCAGGAAAAGUUCCUGGAACAAGAGACACCUCUGACUACCACGAAAUCGAUUGAUCAGAUUGAUCUUUUAAGGGAGCAGCAAAAAAUCUUGUCUGGUGAGGUAGCACUCCAUUCAAGUGCUCUGAAGCGGUUGUCUGAGGAGGCAGGAAAAAACCCCCACAAGGAUGGAAUUAAUAUGGAGAUGCGAAAGUUAAAAGAUGAAAUAAGGGCGAAGAAUAGACAAAUAGCUUUGCUGGAAAAGAAAAUUGCGGAGUCCUUCAUUGUUUCACCCAACAAACUGGAUCAACUGGAAAUAUCCCAAUCUUUUGCUGAAGUGAUGGCACAAUUGAAUGAGAAGUCCUUCGAACUUGAGGUUAAAGCUGCUGAUAAUCGUAUAAUCCAAGAGCAGCUGGAACAAAAGGUCUGUGAAUGCAAAGGGUUGCAGGAAACAGUUGCCUCAUUGAAGCAGCAGCUCUCUGAGGCACUAGAGUCUAGAAAUUUGAGCCCAAUAGUCAGUUCUCAAACUGAUUCAAAAAAAUUGCAUGAUGAACUUUGCACAGAGAAAGAACAUGCAGUGGUGAAUGACACAAAUGAAAUUUUCCUUCUACAGAAGCAGGUUGAAGAACUGCAGCAGAAGGUGGCUGAACUGACCAAGUCAAAAGAAAAUUUAGAAGUUCGGAACCAGAAACUGGUGGAGGAGAGUUCGUAUGCCAAAGGUCUAGCCUCAGCUGCUGCUGUUGAGCUCAAGGCAUUAUCAGAAGAAGUUGCCAAACUCAUGAACCAUAACGAGAAACUAACUGCUGAGCUGGCAGCAUCGAAGAACUCUCCCAGCCAGCGUCGAAGUAGUAGCACAGGCCGAAAUGGUCGGAGAGAGAGUCACGCCAAACAGGACCAAGGUGCGUUUGUCUCAGAAAUGAAGAGAGAACUGGCAGUGAGUAAGGAGAGAGAGCAUUCAUACGAGGCUGCUCUUAUGGAGAAGGAUAAAAGAGAGGCUGAGCUUCAAAGAAGGGUUGAGGAAUCCAAACAAAGAGAAGCCUACUUAGAAAAUGAACUUGCCAACAUGUGGGUUCUUGUGGCCAAGUUAAAAAAAUCCCAAGGAACUGAAACUGAUUCUUCGGAAUCAACAAAAGAGACUCGACGACCUGAUGGUUUUGGAGGAUGGUGA
Prunus armeniaca (apricot) is the source of this 3021-nucleotide messenger RNA. Lineage: Eukaryota; Viridiplantae; Streptophyta; Magnoliopsida; Rosales; Rosaceae. The record is from the annotation of a GenBank genome assembly.